GUCAUGCAAAUCAUGGGUUCUCUCUUGCUUUUAAGCAUCAUCAUCAUCUUGUCUCUCCAAACCACCAUUAAUGGCUACAAAGGUGGUUGGCAGAAGGCUCAUGCCACCUUCUACGGUGGCGAAGAUGCUUCUGGCACCAUGGGAGGUGCAUGUGGCUACGGCAACCUGUACAGCGACGGGUACGGCAUAAACACGGCGGCAUUAAGCACCAGCCUCUUCAACCAUGGGCUGAGCUGCGGCGCUUGCUACCAAUUGCGGUGUGUCGAUGACCCAAAAUGGUGUCUUCAUGGCAUCAUUACCAUCACUGCCACCAACUUCUGCCCCCCAAACUACGCACUGGCCAAUGACAAUGGUGGGUGGUGCAAUCCCCCACUCCGCCACUUUGAUCUCUCGGAGCCGGCAUUCUUAAAAAUUGCACAGUAUCGUGCAGGGAUCGUUCCAGUCGCCUAUAGGAGGGUACCAUGUUUAAAGAAAGGAGGAAUGAGGUUCACCAUUAACGGUCACUCUUACUUCAACUUGGUUUUGAUAACUAAUGUCGGAGGUGCAGGGGACGUCCAUAGGGUCUCGAUCAAAGGGUCAAAAACGGGGUGGCAAACAUUGACGAGAAAUUGGGGUCAAAAUUGGCAAAGCAACUCUUAUCUCAAUGGUCAAAGCCUCUCUUUUAGGAUAACAGCCAGUGAUGGAAGAACUGUCACCAGCUAUAACGUGGCACCUGCUGGUUGGCAGUUUGGACAGACAUUUCAAGGUGGUCAGUUUGAUGAUUUAUAAAUAAACAUUCGACCAAAACCCCAUUAAAAUUUAAAUAAAAGGGGAAUUCAUGUUUGAUUUUAUAUUAUACUACGAACAAUGUUGGAAUACUCAAAAGAAAUCUUGU
Cynara cardunculus var. scolymus (artichoke) is the source of this 874-nucleotide messenger RNA. Its product is annotated as expansin-A10-like. The record is from RefSeq and is a predicted model, not a curated record. NCBI's taxonomy places the organism in Eukaryota, Viridiplantae, Streptophyta, Magnoliopsida, Asterales, Asteraceae. Gene Ontology annotation, cellular component: extracellular region. Gene Ontology annotation, biological process: plant-type cell wall organization. The coding region runs from base 4 to 768 and encodes 254 amino acids. The transcript is spliced from 3 exons.